Branchiostoma floridae (Florida lancelet) is the source of this 4242-nucleotide messenger RNA. RefSeq names its product HEAT repeat-containing protein 4-like. Gene Ontology annotation, molecular function: deoxyhypusine monooxygenase activity. Gene Ontology annotation, biological process: peptidyl-hypusine biosynthetic process. The record is from RefSeq and is a predicted model, not a curated record. Bases 203 to 3961 code for a protein of 1252 amino acids. Lineage: Eukaryota; Metazoa; Chordata; Leptocardii; Amphioxiformes; Branchiostomatidae. The transcript has 17 exons.
UUUGCGACGUAAGAAUGAUCCUGGGCACGAGAGAGCCGCUCUCGUUCACAGUUGUCGUAGAAACACCCGUAAACAAAAAUGGCGCCCAGAUAGAAAAGUCUGCAGCUUUGAAAAGUUUGAUUGGAUAAUUUUCAAGUUUCGGUCGCAACUUCAAGCAAGCCGUUAUGCACGUGGUUUUGUAUAUUUCAUCAGUCUUCGAGUGAUGAAGAGUGCCACCAUGUCUACCAGUCAGCACCGCGACUCUAUCGACCGCCCCACCAGCUACCACCCCCCUCCUCACCCCCCUCCCUCCAGCUACCAUGGACCCGGGUCUGUGGACCGUCCGUUGUUCCCUGUGGGGUCGGGGAUCAAAAUACCACAGAUUGGUGACCAUGCCCCAGCUGCACCAAGUAGUCCCUUUGUCCCUGUCACCUACCUCACACGAGAGAAAACUGACGUCCCUACAGCGUACCUGAAGAAGAUUAGCUGCGACUUGACAUUCACACCAGAUGUCGUCGAAUCGCGUGCCGUGCACACACUUCCGUACAGUUCAGAUAGACUGAAACAAGUGUUGGACUAUCGUAACAUCAUCAAGGUAAAAACAGCUAGGUCCAAGAUAGUGGAUGGACGACACGACCGCAGGGGCCUGGACACCAAACAUCUGCCCUGUCACCUGCAGAGGAGACAUCCUUAUAGGUUAAGACCACUGGGAAAGAAGGAACAACAAAGGCAAGAGAAAGAUGCACAAGAUGAAGAAGUUACUGAGCCUGAGACAACAGCCUUCCUUACAGAAGUGAAGGAAAGAAAAGGGCAGAAGAAAGGGACAGAUACUGGUGAUGUUGCAGAGGUGAGGACUGAAGGUGAGAUGGCGGCUCCAACACCUGUCAAGACAAGGGCUCCACAUGACUGGGACGAGUACGUAAUGACCAAGCUGAGCCGUGGCACGGCGCGGUGGAUCGUACGGGAGAGAGUUCCUGCAGGGGAGCAGAAGGAAAGGUUGGACAGUUUUCUGGUGCAGAGAUAUGGGAAGAGGCCAGAAUUUGUCUACAAGGAAGAAACGUCCCUAAGUUUGAAACAAGAUCGCUCCAAAAAGAAAGUAACAAUAAAGGAACCGACAAAAGGAAAGGGUACAGCACCGACAUCACCAGAGUCCAAGUCUGUUGUGCCCUAUGAGGACCCCAGCCAGACUCUGGGCACGUUCUACCAGCUUCCUGGCAGACAUUCCAAGAAAGUGGAGUACAGAGAACCAGGAGCGACCAACAACACAGCAGAUGUGGUGCAGGUGAAGCCAUUAAAGCCGCCGCCCCCGCCUACAUUAGAGGAGCUCCUGAACCCUGCACUGGAGGUCUUCAUCUACAGAACCACUAAUCAGUUUGAGAGGGAACUGCUCUCUGGAAUGGCAAGCCAGGUGUACCAGAAGACUGGAGACAGACACAGGAUCUUCAUGGACAGCCAUGCUGAGUAUAAGACAGAGCUGCAGACCCAGUACCCGCCGGACCCGCUCAUGUGGCUGUCGGAGGAGGAGAGGGAGCAGGCCAGGAAGCCCACCAAGAUCAUCAAGGGCCUGCAGCGCUGGACAAAACUACCAGAGCCUGCAGAUUUUGCAUCAGAAGGGGGCGUUGUUCCACCCAAGCCGGAGGACACGUCACCAAAGAAGCGAGACGAUGGCAAACAGAAGGCCCGAGAGGAACGGGAUGCCGACCCACUGUUGAGAAUAGAUCUUACCGAUGUGCUGAACCUGCCCCCGCUUCAGCACUUUGGUCCCAGGAAACCUCCCUCUGCAGUGAAGCAAGUCUCCUUACAUUACAACCACCUUGAGGAGUGGCGAGACAAGUUCUACCUGAAGAACCAGUGGCAGGACUGCACCAUCGACGACCUGCUGAAAUCCAUGGAGGAUGUACACGAGAUUACACGCCUCAUCGCCGUGACCGUCUGCUGUCGUGCUGCAGCCCAUCGGGCUCUACCAGACGAUGACUUGUCCAAUGAGUCCGGCAUGGUUGUGAUGAAGGCGGAGGUAGGCCCCAAACAGGGCGUCCUUCCCAUCAGGCUAGUGGAAGGAGUGGAGCGCCUUCUGGAAGAUCCCGUACUUAAAGUACGCAUGGCGUCGGCCAUCUGCUUCUACACAAUGGACAAGCACAGCGACAAGGCGAGAGUCAUCCUGUACAGCAUGCUGCAGGAGGGAGGCCCGGCCCAGCGCUGGUUGGCGGCGCAGUGCCUGGCCACGGCAGGGGAGGUGGAGCCUCACAUCGUCAGCGAGAUCGUGUUCCAGCUGUUCAACACCAAUAGCGACAUGCGGCGCGACCAGGCCAUCAUCAUGCUCAGCAAGAUGAGCCAGAACACGACACUGGUACACUCCAUGCUGGCAGAGCAGCUGAACAGCAGCAGCUGGACCAGGCGUGUGCUGUCCUGUAAGGUCAUCCCCAAGCUGUAUGGGCCCAUCAACAAGGACCUGAUGCACAAGCUGUCCACCCUGAUGUGGCAUGACUGGAGCAGUGAGGUACGUAAGGCCGCCGCACAGACCCUGGGACGCACAGGUCACGGGAAGGAGGUCCACAACAACCUGCACUCACGUCUCACCAACGGCAACGAACGAGAGAAAAUCGAUGCACUGAACAAGAUCGGCCACCUGGGCAUCAUGACGGCCCGGCUGCUCCCCCCGUUCAUGGAGUGCUUCCAGGACCCGUACAUUUCCGUCCGGAUCGAAGUCUGCAACACCGCCGGGCACCUCCGGAUCACGGACGACGCAGCACUCAACACGCUCCUGGAGAUGGCGCAGUUUGACCCCUGCUGGAAGGUCAAGGCACACGCUAUCCAUGCCCUUGGUCAGAUUGGGAUGAUGACUGAAGAGAUCGUGGAGAAGCUUCUCUGGGCGCUGAAGUACGACGACACGCCCGGCGUGCGGGCGCAGGCGUGCCGCGCCAUCACGGAGCUGGGGCUCCAUGAUGAGGACGUGAUCGCUGUUCUCCAGGACAGGACCAUUGUAGAGCCUGACGACAUUGUCAGAAGUGAAGUGGUCGAGGCUCUUCAAUCUCUUGGGCUCACUCCCACUGGGGACCUGGAGACACUUCAGGCUAUUAAGAAUGAAGUGGGGAGGCUGUGCACUAGGGGGAACGUUGCUGCCAAGAUCACUAAGAAGGAACAGCGGGAUGACAGGACUGAGAACAAAGGCCGGCUGUUGUCGUCAGCAGAACCUCCAGUCACAAAGGAAAGAGCCGUCACCAGUAGGUCCAAGAGUCGAAGCUCCGCCCACCCCACUAUCGUUGUUAGCGAGGACGGUUUGGACCGUAUGGACACGCCGUGGAGUGUGGCAGAUGCUGAAAUCCGAGCUCUAAUGCAAAGAAGGGCCAGUGCAGGUCUGAGCCCCGAGGGUCAUCGUGCAGUACCGGACCAGUCCACUCCAGAGGAGGGGGAGAGUGGCGAGACCCACUGGACACAAGUGCAGACGUACCACGAGGUGGUAGAACCAGCCGCUGGGGAACCGCCACGGGAACAGCAGGAGAACGAUGUUCAGAUGCUUGUCAUCCAACAUGAGGACACCACCGUGUCUGAGACUACCGACACAAGGUCACCGAUAACCGAUAAGGAAACGGUCGACAGAACUAAAUCUGCAUCCAAGAUGUCAGAAGGAACGAUCAAGACGGUAACCUCACAAACAACACAAACAGGACAGUCUGUGUCGGACCUAGAGUCAUCAAAGCAGAGUGUUGGUGGUAAAGCAGAGGAUAAAUCGGGAUUAGCAAAGUUACCAGCAGAAAUGGAGGAAUCUGACGUGCCUCCAUCAGAGGUUACAGGGUCUGUAAUGUCAGCUGCUUCUCCUGAGGCUCAGCAAGGAGAGGAGGAUGGAGAAGAUGGAGAUGGUGAUGGAGAGGAAGGAGAGGAUGAGGAAGAAGGAGAAGAAGUGGUGGAGCAGGGGGAAGAUGAAGAUGCUGAUGAUGAAGAUGAUGGUGAAGAUGACGAAGAUGAUGAUGACGAUGAUGGUUAACUGGUCCUUAUUUGUGGAAAAAAGCUUGAGAUUAAUCCUGUACCAUCACAAUGAUGUAGCAGUAUAAUCCAGAUUGUAUUACCCAUAUUUUGUAGUAAUUUCUACCCAUAAAUUGACAUAAUGCAUUAAUUCAAAUGACAUGCAAAAUAGGAUACAUACAAUUUUCAUGCAUACAAGGUGCAGCAAGUUAUAUUUUAUAAGUCAAAUACUAUGUACUAUAUUUUAUCCUGUGGAGAUUUGUAUGAUAAGAAAUAAAUGAUUUCUUUUCUGUACAACUUGAA